Messenger RNA from Rhododendron vialii, 537 nucleotides. RefSeq lists its product as uncharacterized. The transcript is spliced from 3 exons. The coding region runs from base 1 to 537 and encodes 178 amino acids. Lineage: Eukaryota; Viridiplantae; Streptophyta; Magnoliopsida; Ericales; Ericaceae. The record is from RefSeq and is a predicted model, not a curated record.
AUGGAUAUUAUCCUCCUCGUUAUAGCUAGGGGCCGGAGCUGUCAUUAUCUCACUAUUUGCAGAGACUCUAGGAAGCUCAUCCAUCUGCCUCUGCCUAUCGGGUAUUUUGGCAAUGCAUUACAUAUCUCACGACUGUCGUUGGAUACAGAAGCAUUACAGAGUUGGGGGUUGGAAUGCGUGGUGGGGAUAGUGCAUAACCAUGUGGCGAGCGUCGAAGAAGAAGAGCUGUGCUCGGUUAUGGAUUGUUUCGAACGGGAGAAAGUAGAGGAGCUGGAGCGAUACGAGCAACCGCGGUCCCAAGGGGAGUACUACUACGUGCGAGUCGCGAUGUUUAGGAAGGACGAGAAGGCGGUCCACGUGUCGUAUCAUGUUGGCAAUGUGGAAGGGGAAGGGUUAAUUACAGUCAUGCCCUCACCGAAAGGAGGUCUAGGUCGGACCGUGACAGUGACACUGCCAGUGGAUCAGAUUGCUAAGCUGUGCAAGGACGAAGCAGUAUUGGACUUGGACCCAACUAUGCUAAUGAACGGAAAAAGAUGA